Molecule: messenger RNA, 1002 nt
Organism: Candidozyma pseudohaemuli
Lineage: Eukaryota; Fungi; Ascomycota; Pichiomycetes; Serinales; Metschnikowiaceae
Exons: 1
Coding region: 1-1002 (333 amino acids)
Source: RefSeq, a predicted model, not a curated record
AUGGCCAACGAAUACUAUGCUGUGAUUUUAGAGAUAUCGGCCCAAGAAAUCAAUAUUGGUUUUGCCGGAGAAGCCGCUCCCUCAAUUUCAAUACGGCCCGGCCUGCCGAUCUGGAAUCGCUACCAACCACCAUGUAAAGAGACAUAUCCACGCUACUUCCAGCUUCAAUCCCAUUCCAUAACUCAAGAACAAAAGGAGGAGAUUCUCCUUUCAUUGAAAGACGAUAAUGAAUCACAUCGGUCGCUCAAUGCGUACCAGGAAGCUCAGCGUAAAGGGGAGUUCGCUUUCUGGGAACAGGAUGGAUACGAAUCCCUAAGUCGCCUUUUGAAGCACAUUGUCACAAAACAGCUCAUGGUUACUCCUCGGUACGUCAAGAUCAUGAUCCUAGACGACGACAGUUCGGCGUUGGAUAAGUUCCAGCUAUGCAGUGCUCUACUAGGGCCCCUAGGGUGUGCUACUUCUGUGUUCUUCAUACCGCGUGCUCCGUGUAUAUCUAUGGCCGCCAGCGUGGAGGAUUCACUUGUUGUUGAUUUCGGCUGGCUGGAGUGUCGUGUGAGUGCACUUAGUGAACUUAGGGUUGUGAAACAUACGGUCACUGAGACCUACUCGGAAGAGACGAUCCGUUUUAAGGGAGCUGAGAGCGACAAUAAUGCUGAAAACGCCGCUUCAAAGGACUUUGCAAAGUUCGCUGGUUUGCCGAAGUUGUUGGCAAAGCUGGUCGGGGAAUUAGCUGUAGAUGUGAGACCCCAGGUUCUCCAAAACCUUGUGUUCUUUGGCGACAUCGCCAGCAUCGAUCUCCAGAGACACGUUGUGAAAGAAACGCAAAAAGAGUUCCCCAAACUCACCGUCUCCGGAAAGUACUGCCUCGGAGCUUGGGCUGGUGCAUCGAUCUACUGCUCUACGUCGUUUCUCAAACAUGACAUGAACGCAUUGAGACACAAGGAAGUGACUAUGGAGAAGCUCCGCACGGGGAAGUGGAAGGACGUCUUCUUGGGAAGCUAG